AUGACAGCUGUAGGUAAUUGUUUGUACUCCUUGCGACAAUCGAAGGUUAGCGCAUACCCUGCAGGUAGUUCUGGCGAAACUCCCGCCCACUUGCAUUUCGAAACCACCAUUGUGCUCUCCGAUCAUCUCAAACGAUGCGCACUAUCCCUGGUUGGAGCAUAUGACGAUACUACCGCCUCAUCCUGGUUUUCACAUAUGUAG
Molecule: messenger RNA, 201 nt
Organism: Parastagonospora nodorum SN15
Lineage: Eukaryota; Fungi; Ascomycota; Dothideomycetes; Pleosporales; Phaeosphaeriaceae
Exons: 2
Coding region: 1-201 (66 amino acids)
Source: RefSeq, a predicted model, not a curated record